GCCCUUCAUUGGCGUAGGAGUCAAGGAAACUCCACGUGAAUCUCUCAGGAGACAGAGUUAAGCCAUUCUUUUCGAAUUCACUUGUAUUUAAUACAAAAUAUAGAGAAAUUUACCUGCUGACAAGAUGGGUAAGAAAGACAAGAAGAAGGGAAAGGGAGCUGAGAAGACGGCAGCUAAGACAGAAAAGAAACAGAGUCAGAAACUGAAGAAGGAAUUAGCGGCGAAAGGAGAAGAAGAUAUUGAUAGUCUGAUUGCCAAAUUUGUUGAAAUGGACAAAGCCAAGACUACUAUUAUGGAGGAUUUGGUACCACCCCCAUCAAGACGCUCAGCAUUCACAAUAACGGCACACCCAGACAAAGAUCAGCUGAUUCUGUUUGGGGGAGAGUACUUCAAUGGAAGUAAGACGUUCAUGUUCAAUGACUUGUUUUUCUACACAAUCAAACAAGACCGUUGGAUUCAAAUAAGAAGUCCAGGUGGACCCACUCCCAGGUCGGCACAUCAGGCAGUUGCCUUGUCGCAGGGUGGUGGACAGCUGUGGAUUUUUGGGGGAGAGUUCACAUCACAGUCACAGUCUCAGUUCCACCAUUUCAAGGACCUUUGGGUAUUCCAUUUCAAGACCAAGAAAUGGGAGAAGAUUCAGGCCCCAGGAGGACCAUCUGCUCGAAGUGGUCAUCGGAUGGUUGCAUUAAAAAAGAAUUUGAUUGUGUUCGGAGGUUUCCAUGACAAUUCCUUUGAUUGCAAGUACUUCAAUGAUGUUCAUGCCUUCAACCUUGAGGAAUACAAAUGGAGUAAACUGGAAAUAUCAGGGAAGGCCCCAUGUCCCAGAUCAGCCUGCCAGAUGGUCCCAAUCUCAGAUGGACGUGUUUUGAUUUAUGGCGGUUACAGCAAGCAGAAGUUGAAGAGGGAUGUCGAGAAGGGUGUCACACACACAGACAUGCAUCUCCUGUGUCCUGAUAAACAUGACACAACUGGCCUAAAGUGGAAAUGGCAGUCGGUGAAGCAGGCUGGUGUCCGCCCUUCCCCCAGGUGUGGUUUCUCCCUGGCCCCAACCGGGAGUGACAAAGCCAUCCUCUUUGGCGGUGUUUAUGAUGAGCUUGACGAGGAUGAAGAGCUGGAAGGUGUCUUUUACAAUGACAUGUAUCAGCUGGAUCUAAUGAAGCCAACUUGGCAUGAAGUGAUUGUUACUGGGAAAAAAGAAACAGCUGAAAAGAAGAAGAGAAGAAGAAAGAAGAAAGAUGGACAAGAAGAGGAAAGUGAAGAUGAAGAAGAGGAAAUGGAGGAGAAAUUGGAGAACAUGACAGUGGACGACAAGAAUGAAAAGGUGGUUGUUAGUGAUGAUGGGGUAUUUACAGUAACAGUGGGUCCCUCUAGCAGCAGUACAGACAAGAGAGACGAGGCGGCAGGGGGUGAGGGCGCGGAGGUCUUCAUGCCUCCUCCCAGAAUCAAUGCAGGGAUGGUUGUCAAGAAAGGAAUCCUGUACGUCUAUGGGGGCAUCUAUGAGGAUGGGGACAAGCAGCUUACUCUGGGUGAUUUUUAUGCUCUAGACUUGAACAAAUUGGAAGAAUGGCAGACCAUCAUCGCCCUGAACAAGGAGGAUUUGGAAUGGUUUGAAUCGGAUUCUGAAGACGAUGAUGAUGAUGACGAAGAGGGUAUGGAUGAUGAUAGUGAGGAAGAUGAUGAUGACGAUGAUGAUGGUGGAAUGGAGACAGACUAAGCUCUGUAUAUGUCUGCAAUGUGAAAGAGAAAGUUAUUGUAAUUGAAUGGAACCUAUGUAGCUUUCUGAAAAUGUAUGCUAUUGCCACUAAAGAAUGUAUGGUGAAAAUGACUGGAAAUGGAUCCAUGUUACAAAGGUUGCUUAUAUAUUUGUUUGACAGGUUUAUCAAUAAUGACAUAUUCAAUUUGUUAUGUAUGUGAUAAUAUAUAUUAAUAAAUUGUGAAACUGA
Molecule: messenger RNA, 1943 nt
Organism: Penaeus monodon (black tiger shrimp)
Lineage: Eukaryota; Metazoa; Arthropoda; Malacostraca; Decapoda; Penaeidae
Product: kelch domain-containing protein 4-like
Exons: 11
Coding region: 125-1714 (529 amino acids)
Molecular function (GO): protein binding
Source: RefSeq, a predicted model, not a curated record